GCACAAAACGAAAGUAAAGCGCGAUGACUGGACACUGACAGCAGUGCAGUCGCUAAGUGUUCAAACACUCGUGGGACCAUCUACACCAAGUACUCUAACUAUAACAACAAAUGAUACAUAACUAUAAAACGUUAGAGAGCAUCCACACUAGAGAAACGUUGAUCGUUCUACACCGAUCAAUCCACUGGUCAACGCAUCCUACUGCACGCUAAAAGGCCUAUUAAUAAAUCGAUUCAACAACAUUUUAAGCAAUGGAUUCCACAAACUAUGUCUCCAUACUGUACGAGUAUGCUCAGAGACAACGUCAGAUCUCUGACAUCAAGUUUGAGGAGGUUAGAACAGAAGGACCGGAUCACCUGAAAACCUUCACUCUGAGGGUGGUGAUUAAAGGCCAUGCCUAUCCUAACGGGGUUGGAAAGAACAAGAAAGAGGCCAAACAGAAUGCUGCUAAACAUGCUCUGGCUGGCAUGAUGGAGACGACAGAGCAGAAGGAUAAACAUGCUCUGGCUGGCGUGACGGAGACGACAGAGCAGAAGGAUAAACAUGCUCUGGCUGGCGUGACGGAGACGACAGAGCAGAAGGAUAAACAUGCUCUGGCUGGCGUGACGGAGACGACAGAGCAGAAGGAUGCAUCGGUUUCAUGUCCUCCGUCACCGGCUCAGUCUCCAGCCCCUCCUGUCCGAGCAGUUAUCUCCCAGCCCAACUACGUGUGCUGGCUGAAUGAACACAGCCAGAAGAACAAGCUGUCUCUAAAGGCUUUGGAGGAAACGCGUGUUGGACCCAACAACACCUCACAAUGCUGUAGGUAUGUGGUAGGUGAGAAAGAAUACCCAGAGGGCUUUGGGAACACGAAGAAGGAGGCUAAGGAGGAAGCAGCAAUGCAGGUCUAUCUGGAGUUAUGUGGCAGUAGUCAGACUACAGGGACUGCAGAUGAAAACUGCAAUGGAACCACUGGAAAACACAAGGAGGAAUUGAAUCCAAAGGUUGUGGUCCUCAGUGAGAAGGUUGAACACAUGAACAUGAGCCCAGAACAGAAUGUUCCAGAACGAUACAGCUUCAUUACAACAGAGGAGACCAACUUCAUAGGUAUACUCAACCACUACUGUCAGAAAACCAAACGGUUUCCUGACUUUAAACUGGUGGGGAAGAGCGGACCGUCACACGACCCUCAAUUUCUUUAUAAAGUAUUGAUUGACCAGAAAGAAUACCCAAAUGGUUUGGGUAAGACAGCCAAACAGGCCAAACAACAAGCUGCUCAGUUAGCAUGGUCUGCUCUUCAAGAACAGUCUGACUGGAACAGCCAGGUGUCUUGCAGAUCAACAGUUUCAGAAGAUGGAGGACUAUCCUCUAUACCCCCCUCCAGUACAAGGGAGUCCCAGGAUGCAACACCAUCAUCCUUGAGUAUUCCAGGAAGUACCAGUGAGUCCAUCAUAUUCGCAGACUCCGUUAACGUCAGCUCCCCCAAGCAGGUUGAAAGCCCUGUAAAUGUGAAGCCUAAAAUAAGACUAGCAGCUAACUUCCUGAUGUCACCGGUCAAGACCAAACAGGAAGGUCCAGAUUUAAAAGGCAACAAUUUAGGAACCUUGUCAAGUGGAAGGACAUCCAACCAACCAAUUAAAUCUAGGUUUUUAUCAGAGUUUGAUUCAAUAGAGAAGAUUGGCAAAGGAGGCUUUGGCAACGUUUAUAAGGCGCGACGGGAACUGGAGCAGAAAUAUUUUGCGGUGAAGAUAGUACUGAGUAAAGGGAAAGCUAAGCGGGAGGUUGGUGCCUUAGCAGAUCUUCAGCACCCCAACAUAGUACGCUACUACACCGCCUGGCUGGAGGACACCGCGUACCGAUGCGACACCACCUCUGAGAGCGACACCACUUCAGAUUCAGGCAGCAGUUCGUCCUCUGAGUUCCUGUACAUCCAGAUGGAACUAUGUGACAAGAGGACUAUAAAAGUGUGGAUCGACGAGAGGAACGCUCAUCGGAAACCCAAACGCAGGGAGGAGAGUCUACACAUCACCCAGCAGAUAGUGAACGGAGUAGAAUACAUCCACUCCAAGAAACUCCUACACAGAGACCUAAAGCCUGCUAACAUCAUGUUUGGUAUGAGUGACGGAGAGGGGAAGGGAGAGGUAAAGAUCGGGGACUUUGGUCUGGUGACGGCAGAAGAUAACGACAACGAUGAGAACCUGCUGGAGAGAACGAAAAAGACAGGAACCAAGUCUUACAUGGCCCCCGAACAGAGGAACCAGACCUCCUACGACAGAAAGGUGGACAUCUUUGCUUUGGGUCUGAUCUACUUCGAACUGCUCUGGAACCUGUCUGGGAUGGAGAGAGCAGAGGUCUGGAAUGAUGUCAGAAGCCAGAGGUUUCCUCCCCAGUUCAACACGCAGUUCAACUUAGAGAACAAGGUGAUAGAGUCGAUGCUGUGUGCCAACCCAGAGGAUAGACCAGAUGCCAGGCAGCUGAAGACAAAACUGAAUGAGUGUUCUUGUGUUCUGACCAGAGAUCAAAACGUCCAACAAGACAACAGAACAGUCUAAAGACAGUCAGUGGAAUUCAUAAAGGCUCUCGGAAUAGUAUUCAUUGUGAUAUAAAAUGCACAACUGAUUCUAGAUCAGUUCUCUACUCUGAGAGCUAUGAAUGCAGGCCCUGAACAUCCAACAAAACAACAAAAUGAUCUGAUCCUAGAUCAAAACAAAUCAAAUCAAACUUUAUUUGUCACAUGCGCCGAAUACAGGUGAGGUAGACCUUACCGUGAAAUGAUGAAUACAACAGGUGUAGAUCUCACAGUGAAAUGCUGAAUACAACAGGUGAAAUGCUGACUUUACAAGCCCUUAACCAACAAUGCAGUUCAAGCAAGUUAAGAAAAUAUUUUCCAAAUAAACUAAAGUAAAUAAUAAGAAAAAGUAACACAAUAAAAUAACAAUAACGAGACAAUAUACAGGGGUUACUGGUACCGAGUCAAUGUGCGGGGUUACAGGUUAGACCGAGGUCAUUUGUACAUGGGGGUAGGGGUAAAGUGACUAUGCAUAGAUAAACAACAGAGCUAUCUGAAUUUCAACUGUAUUCCAUAGACUUUUAAUGUGUCAUAAAUCAUGUGUUUUGACUGGAUCUGUCUUUACUGUAAUGAACUCUGAGUCCCAGCAGAAUCCAAUAUAGUUUGAGUUAAAAAUUGUAAUUAUUUUGCUGCAUUCAUGACAUAGUCGGAACUAGGAAACUCUGACAUUUUCGACUUGGAAACUCGUAUCUCGGAAUACGACUUUCCCGAAGUGGAUCCUUUGUUCGCACCACAAAACAACGUCGCCGCAGAAGAGGUAGACAGAGUGGCCUCCUGGUCAGACUUCGAAGACGUGCACCUCACCCACCGCUUCCGAGUAUAUUACUCGCCAACUGAUAGCUUCAUUAAAUAGUACCUGCAAAACACCAGUCUCAACGUCAACAGUGAAGAGGCGACUCUGGGAUGCUGGCCUGCUAGGCAGAGUUCCUCUGUCCAGUCUCAACAGUGAAGAGGUGACUCUGGGAUGCUGGCCUGCUAGGCAGAGUUCCUCUGUCCAGUCUCAACAGUGAAGAGGUGACUCUGGGAUGCUGGCCUUCUUGACAGAGUUGCAAAGAUAAAGCCACAUCUCAGACUGGACAAUAAAAAAGAUUAAGAUGGACAAAAGAACACAGACACUGGACAGAGGAACUCUGCCUAGAAGGCCAGCAUCCCGGAGUCACCUCUUCACUGUUGACGUUGAGACUGGACAGAGGAACUCUGCCUAGAAGGCCAGCAUCCCGGAGUCACCUCUUCACUGUUGACGUUGAGACUGGACAGAGGAACUCUGCCUAGAAGGCCAGCAUCACGGAGUCACCUCUUCACUGUUGACGUUGAGACGGGUGUUUUGCGGGUACUAUUUAAUGAAGCUAACAGUUGAGGACUUGUGAGGCGUCUGUUUCUCAAACUAGACAGUCUAAUGUACUUGUCCUCUUGCUCAGUUGUGCACCGGGGCCUCCCACUCCUCUUUCUAUUCUGGUUAGAGACAGUUUGCUCUGUUCUGUGAAAAGAGUAGUACACGCCAUUGUACGAGAUCUUCAGUUUCUUGGCAAUUUCUUGCAUGGAAUAGCCUUCAUUUCUCAGAACAAGAAUAGACAGACGAGUUUCAGAAGAAAGGUCUUUGUUUCUGGACAUUUUGAGCCUGUAAUCGAACCCACAAAUGCUGAUGCUCCAGAUACUCAACUAGUCUAAAGAAGGUCAGUUUUAUUGCUUCUUUAAUCAGGACAACAGUUGUCAGCUGAGCUAACAUAUUUGCAAAAGGGUUUUCUAAUAAUCAAUUAGCCUUUUAAAAUGAUCAACUUGGAUUAGCUAACACAACGUGCCAUUGGAACACAGGAGUGAUGGUUGCUGAUAAUGGGCCUCUGUACAUCUAUGUAGAUAUUCCAUACAACAUCUGCCGUUUCCAGCUACAAAAGUCAUUUACAACAUUAACAAUGUCUACACUGUAUUUCUGAUCAAUUUGAUGUUAUUUUAAUGGACAAAAAAAAAAGUACUUUUCUUUCAAAAACAAGGAUAUUUCUAAGUGACCUCAAACUUUUGAACGAUAGUGUAUGUAUAUACUGUAUUUUAUACCAUAUAUUGCAUCUUUCCUAUGCCGCUCAGUCAUCGCUCAUUCAUAUAUUUAUAUGUACAUAUUCUUAUUCCAUCACUUUAGAUUUGUGUAUUAGGUAGUUGUUGGGGAAUUGUUAGAUUACUUGUUAGAUAUUACUGCGCUGUCGGAACUAGAAGCACAAGCAUUUCGCUACACUCGCAUUAACAUCUGCUAACCAUGUGUAUGUGACCAAUACAAUUUGUAUCGAUGAUUUGAUUUGAAAUAUGAUACCUGAGUUUCCCACUUGAAAACGAUCCGAAUUAACCAAUUGGAAGCUCUUUGCAAAUAACUUACAUUCAUUUGACUGGGAAAUGUGGGACAUCUUAAUUGGGCAUGGGACACAAGCUACGGCUUGAUCUUAAUUGGGCAUGAGACACAAGCUACGGCUUGAUCUUAAUUGGGCAUGGGACACAAGCUACGGCUUGAUCUUAAUUGGGCAUGGGACACAAGCUACGGCUUGAUCACCCUUUAGCUGGCCACCUUUGAUGAGGGUGUUUAGUGAUUAAAGGCCGAAACACCCACUGAUUCGAAGGCACACUACUGAGGAUGUGUCCCAAAAUUGACAUCUUAACCCAGUCUAAGAAAUAAACCUCCCAUGCCACUCUGUCAACAUCACGGCAAAUCUCAUGCGAGUGCAUUCCAUCUAUUGGCACAAUGGACAGUUAACAUCUCGUCCCGUGUUUUAUGAUUCUGAUUCUAGUCCCCCCCCCCCUUGUCAUGAAUGCAGGAUCCUGUCUAUCCAUGAAGAAACAGUUGACAUACUAUAAGGGUACAAGUCCCAUGUUGAAACCAUUGCUUUAGUUUACCAAGAGUACCUGGUCCUUGAUGUUGAUACUAUACACCAUGUACUGUAUGUUAUGUACUGUAGGCUACGGUAUGGUAUGUAGACUACGAUAUGUUAUGUAGCCUACGAUAUGUACUGUAGGCUACGGUAUGUUAUGUAGCCUACGAUAUGUACUGUAGGCUACGGUAUGUACUGUAGGCUACGGUAUGUUAUGUACUGUAGGCUACGGUAUGUUAUGUACUGUAGGCUACGGUAUGUUAUGUAGACUACGGUAUGUUAUGUACUGUAGGCUACGGUAUGUUAUGUACUGUAGGCUACGGUAUGUUAUGUACUGUAGGCUACGGUAUGUUAUGUACUGUAGGCUACGGUAUGUACUGUACUGAGGUCUACGGUAUGUACUGUACUGAGGUCUACGGUAUGUACUGUACUGAGGUCUACGGUAUGUUAUGUAGACUAUGAUAUGUACUGUGGGCUACGGUAUGUUAUGUAGGCUACGAUAUGUACUGUGGGCUACGGUAUGGUAUGUAGACUACGGUAUGUUAUGUACUGUAGGCUACGGUAUGUUAUGUAGGCUACGAUAUGUACUGUGGGCUACGUUAUGUUAUGUAGGCUACGAUAUGUACUGUGGGCUACGGUUUGUUAGGUACUGUAAGCUACGGUAUGUUAUGUAGCCUACGGUAUGUUAUGUACUGUAGGCUACGGUAUGUUAUGUAGGCUACGGUUUGUUAUGUAGGCUACGGUUUGUUAUGUAGGCUACGGUAUGUUAUGUACUGUAGGCUACGGUUUGUUAUGUACUGUAGGCUACGGUAUGUUAUGUACUGUAGACUACGGUAUGUUAUGUAGGCUACGGUUUGUUAUGUAGGCUACGGUUUGUUAUGUACUGUAGGCUACGGUAUGUUAUGUACUGUAGGCUACGGUAUGUUAUGUACUGUAGGCUACGGUAUGUUAUGUACUGUAGGCUACGGUAUGUUAUGUACUGUAGGCUAUGAUAUGUUAUGUAGGCUACGGUAUGUUAUGUACUGUAGGCUACGGUAUGUUAUGUACUGUAGGCUACGGUAUGUUAUGUAGGCUACGGUUUGUUAUGUACUGUAGGCUACGAUAUGUUAUGUACUGUAGACUACGGUAUGUUAUGUACUGUAGGCUACGAUAUGUUAUGUACUGUAGACUACGGUAUGUUAUGUACUGUAGGCUACGGUAUGUUAUGUACUGUAGGCUACGGUAUGUUAUGUACUGUAGGCUACGGUAUGUUAUGUACUGUAGACUACGGUAUGUUAUGUAGGCUACGGUAUGUUAUGUACUGUAGGCUACGGUAUGUUAUGUAGGCUACGGUUUGUUAUGUACUGUAGGCUACGGUAUGUUAUGUACUGUAGACUACGGUAUGUUAUGUACUGUAGGCUACGGUAUGUUAUGUAGGCUAUGGUAUGUUAUGUACUGUAGGCUACGAUAUGUUAUGUACUGUAGACUACGGUAUGUUAUGUACUGUAGGCUACGGUAUGUUAUGUAGGCUAUGGUAUGUUAUGUACUGUAGGCUACGGUAUGUUAUGUACUGUAGACUACGGUAUGUUAUGUACUGUAGACUACGGUAUGUUAUGUACUGUAGGCUACGGUAUGUUAUGUAGACUACGGUAUGUACUGUAGGCUACGUGUCACGCCCUGGUAGAAAUAUAUUAUGUUUGUCUUCAUUUAUUUGGUCAGGCCAGGGUGUGACAUGGGGUUUUUUCAUAGGUUUUGGGAUUGUGGCGUAGUGGGGUGUUCUAGCAAAGUCUAUGGUUGCCUGAGGCGGUUCUCAAUCAGAGGCAGGUGUUUAUCGUUGUCUCUGAUUGGGAACCAUAUUUAGGCAGCCAUAUUCUUUGAGUGUUUCGUGGGUGAUUGUUCCUGUCUCUGUGUUUGUAGUCACCAGAUAGGCUGUAUAGGUUUUCACGGUCCGUUUGUUGUUUUGUAUUGUUCGUGUUUUUGUCUUUCAAUAAACAUGUAUGGAAAUUA
Oncorhynchus nerka (sockeye salmon) is the source of this 7383-nucleotide messenger RNA. RefSeq names its product eukaryotic translation initiation factor 2-alpha kinase 2 (gene eif2ak2). Gene Ontology annotation, cellular component: nucleus; cytoplasm. Gene Ontology annotation, molecular function: ATP binding; eukaryotic translation initiation factor 2alpha kinase activity. The coding region runs from base 252 to 2531 and encodes 759 amino acids. NCBI's taxonomy places the organism in Eukaryota, Metazoa, Chordata, Actinopteri, Salmoniformes, Salmonidae. Gene Ontology annotation, biological process: protein phosphorylation. The record is from RefSeq and is a predicted model, not a curated record. The transcript has 20 exons.